CUUCUGCCGGACUGAUGCUCCAACAGGCCACUGCUUCACAUGGUUUUCGCCGACUACGGCUUUUCCUCAACUAAAAUCUAAAUUGCAGACUGACUACAUUUUCAAACCACAUCAUGUCGACGAAGCGACAUUUUCCUCACCUCACCUCACCGCUUCCCUCAUCACCCCAACAUACUCAGCAGGUUAAUAAAGGCAGCGCCAAUAACAUAUUUGAACUCGUCUUUGCUUUAGAUUUCCAUCUAGAUCCCAAAAAAUGUCGAUCGAAGACCCGCAAGUUGACUCCGACGCUUCCAGCGAUGGAGCCCCGGAUCUUGAAAACGUCAAGGAUGGCGCCGUAUACUUCUAGAUUUUCUGAUUUUUUUAGACUGUGCUUGUUUUGUGAAUUAGAUUUUUGAUUUUCGGAGAACUUCGUUUGACAAGAGGGGACACUAGACUGAGACUAGUGGAUAGUAGAAUGCAUGGGCCCCUUGUUCCGAGACCACAGUGCUGCUACUGGCACCCGCAAAUGUGCGAAUGGAACUACAUCGCAGUCGUGCUAUUUCUGUAGAAUAUCUGUCGAUUAGUUGGCAAACAGGGCAUUUUUAAACUUUGUCGACGCAAAGCAAUUUAGAUCAGUUUUUUCGCUACAUCCUUCCAUCGGAAGCGGAAUCUCCUCGUCUAAAAAACACAGGACAUGAAGCAGAACCGAGCUGAAAAGAAGUGCAGAAAAGCCGUUCAGAAGUUGGGGCUCAAGGCUGUGCCAGGAAUUAUUCGUGUCACGGUACAACUACUGAGAUUCUAAAUCAUACUGUUGGAUCGUAUGUUCUUCAAUUUGUGGUGUCGAACAACCUGUCGACGACCUCUUGUCCUACAUCAAAAAGAUCAACCCCAAAGAUUGGUAUUUAUAGGCUCCGUUUGUUUUCUAUCCACCGUUCGUGUAAAAAGAAUAUCAUUUCCUUUGGUCUUCCUCGGUCUAUCUCAUUAUAUAUAAUAUUACAGCCUCACUAAACGUAAACUACAUAGGUCAAGAAGCACAAGAAUAUCCUCUUCGUUAUCUCGAAGCCGGAAGUUUUGAAGGCUGGAAACAGCGAAACUUACGUUAUCUUCGGAGAAGCCAAGAUCGAGGAUGUUGCGGCAUCGGCACAGGUAGACUAGGAUUCUAGACAGAGUCGAGCUAAUCGUAAUCGAGUAGAUUGGAAGUAACUACGACCUCUAUCGUACGUUGAAGAUGUUGACGUGCCAGGAUGUUCUUCUUUCCUCUGAGUUGCUUUUUCGGUGCUGACAUUGAUGACCACCUCUAUUUUCUCUCAGAAUUGUAGGACGUGUAACACUAAAAAUCGUGGUGAACAAAGUCAUCUCUUCUCUUACUCUCUUCAAAUCAAGACUCCUACUUCUCGUCUCUUUCUCUUACUCUCUUUGUCUGUAAUCCACCACCACAAAAAAAAACAGCGUCAGCAGAUGAUGAUGCAGGCAGCAAAGAAGCAGCAAGAGGCCGCAGCAGCGAAGGCUUCUGAGGCAGCCCCUGCUAAGAUCGAGGAAGUUGCCGAGGAAGCUGCGCCAGCCGAUAAGGGCAACGUCGAAGAAAAAGACAUCGAGCUCGUCAUUCAGCAGGUAACUCUAAGUGUUCAAAAUUGACCGCCGUGGACUCUGAUUAAUAUGACGUUGUGAAGAAGCAUAUCGAUGAAGUGCGGUGAUUCGUCAUGUUCAUCUUGCCGUUCUUUCAUUACAACUAUUCUCCACAAUUAUAUCUCGUCAUUUCAGGUCAACUGCUCUCGCGCCAAGGCUAUUGAGGCACUGAAGAAGAAUAACAACGAUAUCGUGGAGGCUAUCAUGUCGCUGUCUUAAGCGGACGGAAGACGCGCUUACCCAUCUUCUCCGCUAUACUUCAUGUCUUCACCUUAUUCUCCCCAUAUGUGAAGAUAUUCUAGUUCCCAGCCUCCUAGGAGAAAUCAGUGGGCGGUGAUACGACACCCUCUUAGAUGAUGUCCAGGUGUACUUGUACUAUUGCUUGUUUUCCAGAUUUGAUCACGAAUAAAGCUUGAAUAACUAACGUUGUCAUAAACACGCACUUUGUAUUAUUUGUAGUUGUCGUCCAAGAACCUGACUUCUCUCAUUUCAUCGAUGAGAGGAGCAGCUUUUAUCAUCGUUUAUCUGUAUGUUCUGUUACGAUUCCUUAAUCCAUAUUAGAAAACAUGAAACCUGUGGGGGUAGAAAACGGUAAUCGACCGACGCUGAUUCUCGCACCCCCUCUAGAAUAAAUUGAGUCCUUAAAAAGUAAUGACUACUUGUGUGUAGACACCAGGAUCACCUGAAGAAGGAAGAUUACGCAGCGUGGUUUUGGUGCUCGAUACGUUGGGGCAUCGUGCGUGUGAUGGCUUGGCUCAAACCAAUACUGAAUACUUCUGACAACAACUACUUCUCAACCUGCACCACGUUCGAGGUAGAGACGUCGGCAAAGCCAGCCUCACAUUCCCUCUGUCCCUGGAUGAAACAAGAAUGAACAAAGUUUUUAUCUCCUUCAGAUGGAUGAUUACUUACUACAAAGAACAACAAAAACGAAUACUUAGACUCCGUUGGUCCCGGGUGGCCGACCACCUCGUGUCCGGAUUGUCGCU
Messenger RNA from Amoebophrya sp. A25, 2594 nucleotides. NCBI's taxonomy places the organism in Eukaryota, Dinophyceae, Syndiniales, Amoebophryaceae. The record is from the annotation of a GenBank genome assembly.